Rhodamnia argentea is the source of this 2549-nucleotide messenger RNA. RefSeq names its product pentatricopeptide repeat-containing protein At1g66345, mitochondrial. Gene Ontology annotation, molecular function: protein binding. The record is from RefSeq and is a predicted model, not a curated record. Lineage: Eukaryota; Viridiplantae; Streptophyta; Magnoliopsida; Myrtales; Myrtaceae.
UAGUUACGGGUGCUUAGCUACUACCUAGGGGCAAAAAGGAAGGAUCUUUUCGUGCUCUACUUCUUCAGACCAUUUCACCAGCUUUUGUCGUUGCGAUUCGAUCAUGGCAUGCGAUGCUCUUGGAAGGUAAUCGCGGAUUUCGAAGGGCGGCGUCGAGUGUCCUCGCCCCCGGAGUUCUCGAAUUCGAUUGGUAGCUAUGCUGCGGAGGCUCGUCUUAUCGCGCUUCCCUGUAUGUCGGAAACCCCCCGGUUAUCUUCCCAUUGGCUCGCCGCGGAUCGUGCCUCGGCGAGUUCACACGAAUGCAGAAGCAAACGCCAACGCGAUCGUCGUUGCGUUGUCCAAUUCGCUUCGGCAGGGCUGGAGUUGGGAUGCUCUGAAUCGAAAAUUCGAGUAUCUUGCGUUGGACGAUGCCCUCGUUGAGCGAGUGCUGCUGGAGUUGAAGGAGCCGGCCGAUGCGAGAUGCGCCUUGGGGUUUUUCCACUGGUCGGCGAAGGAGAGGAAAUUCGAGCACGGGAUUCGGUCGUAUUGCGUGGUGAUCAACAUUUUGGUUCGGGGCCGGCUGAUCAGGGACGCGAAAGCGUUGAUCGAAUCGGUCCUCAAAAGAAGUGCCGGGGAGUCAUCGAAGCUCUCUGUUGCGGAUUCGCUGCUCGAUAGCUAUAAGAUUGCUGUUGGGACCCCUUUGGUGUUUGAUUUGCUUGUACAGGCUUACGCUAAGCAGAGGAUGUUCGAGAUUGGGUUUGAUGUUUGCUGUUAUUUAGAGAAACAUGGGUUCUCUUUAAGCCUUGCCACUUUCAAUACUUUGAUUAAUGUGAUCCAGAAAUCUGAUCAGAAUCCUCUUGUUUGGAGGAUCUACGAGCAUAUGAUAAAAAGGAGAACUUAUCCAAGCGAAGCAACGACCAGGAUUAUGAUCGACUCGUUGUGUAAGGAAGGGAAACUGCAGAUGUUUGUGGACAUGUUAGACAGGAUUCAUGGGAAGAGAUGCGCUCCGUCAGUUAUUGUUAGUGCCAGCUUACUUCAUAGAAUUCUCGAGCAAGGUAGAAUUGAUGACGCAAUGGUGUUGCUGAAGAGGAUGUUGCAAAAGAACAUGGUUUUCGAUACUAUUGCCUAUUCAAUGAUUAUUUACUCUAAGGUAAUGAUUGGGGACAUUGAUUCUGCAUGGAAAGUUCAUGAAGAAAUGCUCAAGAGAGGUUUCAAUGAAAACUCGUUUGUGUAUACUAAAUUUAUAGGAGCAUACUGCAGGACUGGAAAAGUUGAAGAAGCAAAGAACCUGAUGGAAGAAAUGGGAGACAAAGGUCUGAAACCAUAUGCUGAGACUUAUGAUCUUCUCAUUGAAGGGUUGGCUAAGUCUGGGAGAGUUGAUGAGAGCUUAAGCUACUGUAAGAAAAUGCUGGAUAUGGGACUUUCUCCUACCUGUUUGGCUUUCAAUGAGAUGGUAGCAAAGCUGUGUGAAAUGGGAAGUGUGAAGCAGGGUAAUGAGAUGCUUACGCUUCUGUUGGAUAAUGGGUUCUCACCAGACGAAGCCACGUACUCCCUAUUAAUUUCUGGCUAUUCGAGAGAAGGCCAUGGUGAUGAAGUGCUGAAGCUCUAUUAUGAGAUGAAGCACAGAGGAUUGCCCCGUGGAUCAGUGGUUUUUACCUCUUUGAUUAGUAGCCUCUGCCGAUGUGGAAAGUUAAGUGAAGCUGAGAAGUAUCUAGGAUACGUGGAUGCUCCUUCACUACCCGAAAACGUGAACCUUUAUAAGACACUGAUUGCGAGCUAUCUUGAGAGAGGUGACAAAAGAAAGUGUCUUCAGAUCUAUAAUGAAAUGGAAUCGAAAGGGUUGAAGCUGUCUCUUUCGGGCAUCAGCAAUGAACUUGCUCAACUUCUCCCAGUGCCGAAGGAAUCUGUUAACACUGCCAUCUGUUAACAAAAACAAUCUUUUUGAAUUUUUCUGCAAUGUGCAAAUAGAACCAUGAGGCCAGAUUUUUGGGAAGGAACCGUGCAGAAGCCUGGGAGACUACAAUUCAGUACCCCCUCUACUCCAUUACUAUCCAAUGAGAAGCUCUCAGGCAUCUUUAUAUUUCAAGCUACAAAUUAUAUUCUUGAUAAUCUUCUACACUGAAUUGGUUGGGGCUAAAAGCGGAGUGCCUAUGGUCACACUCCUUUGGAUGUGAUUUGCAAAAUUUACUCUGGAGCCCACAAGAAGCUCAGUCUUGGAAUGUCUUCCUAACAAUGGCGCCCUUUGAACAUGCCCUUAUUUGUAAUAGCUGAACAUGUUGUCACUUUUUCAGUUCUCAUUUUUGCGUUGGUCAGGGAAGAUUGCUUGGCCCAGAAGAAACUGGUCAUGGGCAUCGGGACGCAGGAGUCCUACUCCUACUAACCGGAGAAGACCUAUCUGCUUUGAUGGCAUAAACUCAGCUGAGUAGUACAGAAGAGCAAUUGUUGCUGGAAAGACUUGGGAGAGAGUGGAGCUACUGCCUCUCCCGACAGACUUUGGUUGUUACAAACCAGAUGGCUGCUCUGUUAUGCGCACAUUGGAGAAGCAAGGUGGCUCUCGAAGUUUCUGCGGU